AUGCCCAAACUAACCGUCGCCGUCGCCCAAUCCCGCACCCUCUCAACCCUCCAUGCAACCCUCUCCGCAUUAGAGCGCAUAACCCACCACGCCGCCUCGAGAGGCAUCCACCUCCUCCUCUUCCCAGAAGCCUACCUAGGCGGAUACCCACGCACCUGCGACUUCGGAUCAGCAGUUGGCUCGCGCGCCCCGCACGGCCGCGAGCAGUUCCUGGAGUACUUCAAGUCGGCCGUUGAUCUGGGCGAUACACCCGAGGGGGCCGGGGAGGAAUGGGUGCUUCGAAAACUUCCCGUAGGCACUGACGAGGAAGGAGAAGAGAUGGAGUAUCGUGGGGAUGGGACGAGGGAGACGCUGGAACGGAUUGCGAGGGAAUCGGGCGUUUUUGUGGUUACGGGCGUCGUGGAGAGGGCGGGGGGGAGUUUGUAUUGUGCUGUUGUUUAUGUUGAUCCUGUUCGCGGGGUACUGGGGAAGAGGAGGAAGGUUAUGCCUACGGGUUCGGAACGUCUCAUCUGGGCUCAGGGUUCCCCAUCUACCCUGAAAGCAGUCACGACAACCUUAAACGGCAUCCGCGUCACCCUUGCAGCGGCGAUAUGCUGGGAGAAUUUCAUGCCGCUGCUCCGGCAGAGUCUGUAUUCGCAGAAUGUCAAUUUAUAUCUUGCCCCCACGGCCGAUGGGAGGGAGACGUGGUUACCGCUUAUGCGUACUAUAGGCUGUGAGGGGAGGACAUUCGUUCUCUCUGCAAAUCAGUGUGUGAGAUAUGAUGAAUUGCCUGAGUGGAUUAGGGCCACUACCACCAUAGCUGGAGAUGAAAGAGAAGGAGAAGGAGCUUCGCUAGCUGGUAUCCAAGAACCGCUUCCAACCCCUACACCCUCAGGAACGGCGAUGGGGACGACGCCUCUUCCGUCCCGAUCUAUUCUCGAUAGUAGCGGAACUAGCACUCCAGGCAGCCAGAUAGAUCUCGAUGGAAAGUCAGGAACAGCAGGGAGAAAGAAAAUAUCACCCUUCGUCUCCCGCGGCGGCUCGUGUAUCGUCUCGCCCUUCGGAGAGGUCCUGGCCGGUCCGAUCUGGGAGGUAUCGACGGAUGAUAAUCCGGAUCGGUUCACGACGACGGAUGAGCUGGAGUCUAGCGUGGCGAUUGGGGAUGGAUUGGCUGUGUCAGAGAUUGAUGUUGAUGACUGUGUACGUGGGAAGAUGGAUUUUGAUGUUGCAGGAGGUUAUUUGAGGGGGGAUUCUUUUCACUUGACUGUUGAUGGGCUUUGUUUGGAUCCUCCUGUUUGA
Molecule: messenger RNA, 1278 nt
Organism: Monascus purpureus
Lineage: Eukaryota; Fungi; Ascomycota; Eurotiomycetes; Eurotiales; Aspergillaceae
Source: the annotation of a GenBank genome assembly